AUGACUUCAUCAAUUUCUACAUUUCGUUCAACACGUCUUAUUGAGCGGACACUAAGCGAAAAUGAAAAUGAUAUAGAUUAUAUAAUUCCAUCAAAAUCGUUCUUUGAAUAUCAUGCAGAGUCUAUUGGAAGAAUAUUUGCAUGGACUUGUACCGUGUUAUAUUUAACAAGCAGAAUGCCUCAGAUAUGGAAAAAUUACAAAAGAAGAUCAGUUGAAGGACUUUCAAUUUUUAUGUUUGUAUUUGCCGCUUUAGGAAACUUUACAUAUACAGUCUCAAUAUUCUCAAGUCCAUUAGUGCGUACGAAUCCAACUUACUUAAAAGAAAGUACUCCUUAUAUCUUAGGAUCUAUAGGUACUUUGGUAUUUGAUCUAACUAUCUUUUUACAAUGGUAUUAUUGGAAGAAUCGCGAUGACUUUGAAUUAAAUAAGGAAGCUGUUGAUAACGUUGAGUAUAGUAGACUACCACUUGGUGAUGGUGGAUUUAGAAAUAGUGAUGAUGGAAAUGAUGAGAUUUAA
Messenger RNA from Cetraspora pellucida, 516 nucleotides. NCBI's taxonomy places the organism in Eukaryota, Fungi, Glomeromycota, Glomeromycetes, Diversisporales, Gigasporaceae. The record is from the annotation of a GenBank genome assembly.